Drosophila innubila is the source of this 1434-nucleotide messenger RNA. RefSeq names its product endoplasmic reticulum resident protein 44 (gene ERp44). Bases 140 to 1366 code for a protein of 408 amino acids. NCBI's taxonomy places the organism in Eukaryota, Metazoa, Arthropoda, Insecta, Diptera, Drosophilidae. The transcript is spliced from 7 exons. The record is from RefSeq and is a predicted model, not a curated record.
GUUAUAAUUUAUUAUAUAUAUGUAGAUACGUCGUGACUGCGUUUUCAUUCCACCUAAUGUAAAAGUGAAUUAAAAUUAAAUAACUUAGAUUUGAGUAGUUUAUAAAAAUUGGCCUAGCUUGCCGCCGCCAGCACCAAAUAUGACGGAAUCAACAAAACCAUUGCUUGGCUCCUGCUUAGCCAUUGUUGCGGUUCUACAUGUCCUUCUCCAGCCAACAGAUGCGACUGGUGCGGUGUCUAUGACCAGUGAAAAUAUUGAUAUGACGUUAGCGUCUAACGAAUUGGUUUUCCUUAAUUUUUAUGCGGAGUGGUGUCGGUUUAGUAAUAUAUUAGCGCCUAUUUUCAAUGAAGCGGCGGAUAAGAUUAAAGCGGAAUUUCCAGAAGCUGGUAAAGUAGUGCUAGGAAAAGUGGAUUGCGAUAAAGAGACAGCGAUUGCAUCCCGUUUCCAUAUCAGCAAGUAUCCCACAUUAAAGAUUGUCCGCAAUGGACAGCUCAGCAAGCGUGAGUAUCGAGGACAACGCUCGGCGGAGGCAUUCUUGGAGUUUGUUAAGAAACAAUUGGAGGAUCCCAUCAAGGAGUUCAAGUCAUUGAGGGAUCUGGAGAGUCUCGAUUCCAAGAAGCGUAGCAUCAUGGGCUAUUUCGAUCGCCGAGAUCAACCUGAAUAUGAUACAUUCAGGAAGGUAGCGACAAACCUUAAGGAAGAUUGCCAGUUUCAUGUUGGCUUCGGAGAAGCUUCUCAAGCAAUGCAUCCACCAGGCACUCCGAUUAUUGUAUUUAGACCGGAUGUGGCGUUAUCCCAUGAGAAUGAUGAGACCUAUACCGGAAGCUUAAGCAACUUUGAUGAGCUGAAAAUAUGGAUCCAAGAGAAGUGUGUUCCUCUUGUCAGGGAGAUAACAUUCGAAAGUGCCGAGGAGCUGACAGAGGAAGGACUGCCGUUCCUGAUUCUGUUCUAUAAACCCGAUGAUCUAAAUGCGAUUAAGGACUACAAAGCAAUCAUUGAGCAGCAGUUGUUGGAUGAAAAGCAGAAUGUAAACUUCCUUACUGCGGAUGGUAAAAGAUUUGCGCAUCCUUUGCAUCAUUUGGGCAAAUCCGAGGAUGAUCUUCCGGUCAUUGCGAUUGAUUCAUUCAAACACAUGUACCUCUUCCCUCAUUUCAAUGACAUGUAUACGCCCGGCAAGCUCAAGCAAUUCCUUCAAGAUCUUUACAGUGGGAAACUCCAUAGGGAAUUCCAUUAUGGACCAGAGCCCACAAGUAAUGAAGUCAAGCAUGAUAGUAAUGCAAAGGGAACGUCGCCGCCCGAGUCGAAAUUCAAGGAAUUGGGUCCAUCAAAACAUCGUUACACCUUGCUGGAAAAAGAUGAACUGUAAUAUUACAACUGUAUAUUCAUUUAAAUAUAAUUAUUAAAAAUUUUAUAAAAUCCGAGUCAAAUUGUAAA